Acanthopagrus latus (yellowfin seabream) is the source of this 4181-nucleotide messenger RNA. RefSeq names its product adenosine A2b receptor (gene adora2b). Lineage: Eukaryota; Metazoa; Chordata; Actinopteri; Spariformes; Sparidae. The coding region runs from base 451 to 1815 and encodes 454 amino acids. Gene Ontology annotation, cellular component: membrane. Gene Ontology annotation, biological process: adenylate cyclase-activating G protein-coupled receptor signaling pathway; vasodilation; G protein-coupled adenosine receptor signaling pathway. Gene Ontology annotation, molecular function: G protein-coupled adenosine receptor activity. The transcript has 4 exons. The record is from RefSeq and is a predicted model, not a curated record.
AACAUUUAUAACCUGUCUGCUUCGUCAAGAGGAGACUUUAUUGAUCAUCACAAGACAUACAGCCCAUUGAUAACAUGAAAUCAACUCUGCUUUUAGAAAUGCGCCCUCCCUCCUUAAAAGAGAUUUUUUCAUCAGCCUUAUUUCCACAUGGACUUCUCCAUGUCAUGAGUUUGCGUCGACAGCUAAGAGCAGAAGGGAAACAAUAUUAAACAAUUACCGAAUAAACGUGAGUCAGAGGAGUUUUUUUUUUUUUUGUUUGUUCCUCCUCUGGGUUCCUGGCGUGUGUGCGUGGGGGGGCGCAAAAUACUGCGCGAUUACUGCCUGAUUGAAACCAGAUGCAGCCGUGUGUGUGUGUGUGUGUGUGUGUGUUAACAAUGUGGAAGCGUGUGUGCUGUACAAACAGGACCGCGUUUACGUUCAACGGAAAGCACGUGGAGGAGGCGUCGCUGGAUGCUGUUUAAUUGGCGCGUAAUUACGCACGGCGACCCUUGGCAGCUCGAUACGGGAUUCUACCCAUAUUGUGAUACUUGUAACCGCAUGCGUAUCCACAGAUGCCGCGUUGACGCCCCACAGACCGGUCGCAGUUGGCGUGAAAACAUCCAGAGAGGAUGUGCAGGCUCGUCAAGAUGGCCGGUUGUGCAGCUCGCACUCGUGGAAUACUCCUGGAUUACAGCAGAAAGACUCCUUUACUCCCCUGGGACUAGGAGCAGCGUUUCCUCCGUGAACAGCCUGCACGUUCUGAGUCCUCGAACACACUUUGCUGAGAUGAGUCCGUUCUACAUCGUGAUUGAAGUAGCGAUCGCUGUUCUCUCCAUAUCCGGCAACAUACUGGUGUGCUGGGCCGUCGCCAUCAACACCACGCUGAAGAACGCCACCAACUAUUUUCUGGUGUCCCUGGCUGUGGCUGAUAUUCUGGUCGGUUGCCUCGCCAUCCCCUUCGCCAUCACCAUCAGCCUCGGCAUAGAGCUGGACUUCUACGGGUGCCUCUUUCUGGCAUGUUUUGUCUUGGUACUGACACAGAGCUCCAUAUUCAGCCUCCUUGCUAUUGCAAUUGAUAGAUAUCUGGCCGUCAAAAUUCCUCUGAGGUACAAGGAGUUGAUGACGGGAAAGACUGCCCGAGAGAUCAUCGCCAUAUUAUGGAUCCUCUCCUUUGUCAUUGGUCUCAUCCCCUUCUUUGGGUGGAACUUGAGGCACCCGAGCUGCAGGAACAGCAGCUCAGUUGGGGACAACACGACAAACACUGGCCCCGGGGGGCUGAAGGCUGGAGGAGACUUACUAUGGAGCUGCAAGCUCAGCUGCUUCUUUGAGAGCGUGGUGGACAUGCAGUACAUGGUCUACUUUAACUUCUUUGUCUGCGUGCUGCCGCCGCUACUCAUCAUGCUGGGCAUCUACCUGAAGAUCUUCACCGUGGCCAGGAAGCAGCUGCGACAGAUCGAGCUCAAGUGCGUUGGCAACGGGGACAGCCACCACCACGGGCUGCUGCAGAAGGAGAUCCGGGCCGCCAAAUCCCUCUCCAUCAUCGUGGGACUGUUCGCCAUCUGCUGGCUGCCCGUCCACAUCCUCAACUGCCUCACGCUGUUUUACAAGCAGCUGGAGAAGCCCGACAUCAUCAUGUACAUGGCCAUCAUUAUGUCUCACGCCAACUCGGCGGUCAAUCCCAUCAUCUACGCUUACCGCAUCCAGGACUUCAGAACUACCUUCCGCAAGAUCCUGGCCCAACACUUCCUGUGCCGCAGGGAGGAACUGUACCUCAGCUCCAACGGCAGCAGGCGCAACAGAGACCAGAUCCACAUGACCAUUGACCCUCUGCUAUAGAGAGCCGUAUCUGUGUCUGUUUCGCUCUUGAAUUUCAUGUUCACUGAGGUUUAUAAUGUUUACAGAACAAGGAUGUAUGUGAAGACGAACAGAUGUUAUUUAUGAAUUAUAAUCGGGUCGAGCGGCGAAAUGUUGAACGGAGAGUCUUACGUAACUUUUGUAUUGUGAAGGAUUUUUUUUUUAUUUUUAUUUUAAAACAGACGUGUUGAAGCUAACUGGAUUUGUAGGACUGUGAACAGGAUCCAAACUUUGCUACAUUCUGAACUGCUAUUUAUCAUUCUCAAUCCACCCUGUGACAAACACUCCUUUUUACGCCCUGCUAUUUUGUAUUGCCUUGUCGUCAUUCAGUGCCAGUGUUUGUUCAUUUAUUUAUUACAAGACCUUAUCUCUGAGAAUGUAAAGAUCAAAAGACUUUGUGUGGCUAGAUCUGUACUCGUGGACCUAGAAUGGUACAAUAGUCGUCGUCUACAUCUGUGGUUAUUUCUGGCUCGUGACCCUUUAAAAAUGAAUUCAUACUCAUGACCAUCACAGGCUCGGUAGACAGAAAGAAGUUCAGGUUGUUUUGGUUCUUUGCGUCGAUACAUACGUUUGUAAAACUGUAAUAUUCUUGAGCUGCUGCUUGAUCUAAGUGCCAUAAAUGUGUGUACAGGCAGUGGUCUUCAGAGGAAUCCAUAACGACGCAGGCUCUCAUACAUAUGAGGAAAUGAAAACAGCAGAAAAAAGGGGCAGGGGGAUGCAAACAUGAGUAAGAAAAUAUACAUUCCCGUCAGAUGAAUCAUUUCUCUUAGCCUCAGGGGUCACAACAUUAUCUCGUGACCUCACUGUGGCUGAGAGCCAGGGGAAGUGAUUUUGUGGCUAUUCAGUCACACAGACCCAGAUGUAAGUAAUUUAGCGAAACACACCUGCGCCGGUGCUCCAUAUCAUUUCCAUGUUAACAAAGCAAACGCUCAGGAAGUAGGAAACUGAUUGUAUCUUUUAUAGAAAUAUGGCAUCUACACACCAAAAGUGACAUCUUCGAGUUGCUUCUUUUGUCCAGCAGUCCAAAUCCCUGAGACAAAUCCUCACACUGAAACUAGUUAAUGUUUGACAUUUUUCACUUGAGGAAUGCCUUCAUCGAUUAUCAAAACUAGGUGGCAGUUCAUUUUAUUUCAGUCGACGAAUCAGUUUAUCAUUGCAGCUCCAUUUCAAGUCAGUGAAAUACAUCACUCCUCAUCAUCCAAGCCUCUGGUACACGUGCAUUUAGUGGCUUACGUAAUAUAAAGCACCAUUGCUUUAGGUCAGUUGGGUGUAUAUGAAUGUCAUUUGAUCUGAGGAGUCCAGCUGACAAUCACUCCCCCUGCAGUCACAGUCUCAGCUGGGAUCCCGAGGCCUUCGUGUGCCCUGUUAGCACAGUCAGUCCCCCACAAGCUGCUGCAGUCGUCAACUGAACCGAGCAGGUUGACUUAAAAAGGGGCGAAACCUCUAAGAUGUGUUGCACUGACGAAUCAUUUAAUCCAACAGAUAGUGGGCCAACACUCCUUACUGAGUUGUCCGAUAAGUAAGUCCAUAAGCACCUGAUGCUUGGCCUGUGUUCUGCAGGGGUGUGGUGGUGAGCAUUGUUGUGCAUGUUCCUGCUUGAUUUCUGAAACUGAGGACGGGAGCUGAUAAAUCGCGUGGUGAGUUUUAUCUAAGCGAAGCGGCGCUUGGUUCGGUCGUAAGUUAUUUGUGAAAAUACUGAGGGUGAAUUUGGUCACCUGAGAGCCAUCACUACGCAGAUGAAAACACAUUGCACUGACAUUUUUCAAUUAUUUCCUGUUCGGUGUGCGUCACCGGUGGUGUUGAACCAUGUUGUGUUGGUGUUAAGGUGUUCUUAAGCUGAGCACUGCUUCACUAUCUCCCCCUCGUCGUGUCCAGUGUCCCACCUCUGACUAACUUCAAGGGCUAAAAUACAGGAGUGUGCCAAAGUACAUUCCAAUGGAGACAUCUAUACUGUAACUGCACUGUAACGUUGUGUUAUUGUCUUGUUUGACUGACAUGUAAAAAUAAGUACUGUAGGUGUCCGGCUUUUGACAAGCUAGUGAUUGAUGUCAAACUGUUGCCUUCUUCGAUUUUAAAAGGUAAGACUGACGAUGACGAGUUGAUCUAGUUCAACAUUCCUGCCUUUCAUUCCCAAGUACCUGUACCUGUCAGUGUGCUAUAGUGUUGCUACUAAUCAGGAAGGAAAAAAUAAAAACAAAAAACAUCCACUGUGGUCUGAUGUUCAACCUUUCCAGAGGCCAUUCUUUCUUUCAUUCAACAAAACUACAACUGCGAUACUAUUUAACAUGAUGCAAUCUGUAUGUAUGGUGGAUUAUUUUGUUAAUAAAGGCAAUGUUUAUAUUGUUACA